AUGGAAGAAGAAUUAAAGUAUAAAAUAUCCAUGCUGAAACAUCGGAAGGCAUUGAGGCCGGACGAUCUGUAUCCAGCCCCGUUCAAAGAAAGCGAAGAAUUCCUGAUGGCCUACCUAUCAUUGAUCGUCUGGCGGAUGCUUGAUGCAGCUCUUUUGUAUAGCCCGAAUGGGAAGAAUACUGUCAGUGGAAGAAAAUCUGUGGAGGAAGAUUUGCCUGCAAGUGAACAUACGGAGCUAGCAGCGACACCCAUGUCCUGCAUUCAGAAACUGGAUGAACUAAAGAAGGAGAUGCAAGAACUCGUGGCCAAAGAAGAUACACUAAGGAAUCAACUGCGGUCAUACAAUAAGGACACGGCGGAACUGAGCCAAAGUCAACUGAAGCGUCAGGUCGAAAAAAUCGUAAACGAGCUGCACGAUCGGCUAAGUCAGACUGCAAAAUAUACCGUUAUUCACAAAAGGUCA
Opisthorchis viverrini is the source of this 462-nucleotide messenger RNA. RefSeq lists its product as hypothetical. The transcript is spliced from 4 exons. The annotation marks the transcript as partial. The record is from RefSeq and is a predicted model, not a curated record. Lineage: Eukaryota; Metazoa; Platyhelminthes; Trematoda; Opisthorchiida; Opisthorchiidae.